AUGGAGAACUUACAUUUAACGAAAGAGUAUGUUUCGGUCAAUGAUAUUGGGAAUGCUCUUGAAAAUGUGGAUACUUCUAAACUCCAAGUUGCAAAGAAGAUUGAUAUAACAGCCAAAAAGAAGGCUCACGAAGGAAAGAGAGCUCAUGCUAAAAAUAAUGGGGAUGUUGGAAAAACAAUGUCGGCUAGACCUAAAGACAAAACCUCGAAGAGAACAAAACGACAUGAUGCAGCAAUCAACAACCUUGUUCAACAAGGAUGGUCAGUUAUUAACAAAAGCAAGCAUCAGAUAACAGUAGUAAAAAUUCCCGAACCGACACCAAUUGACGGCAACUCCACAGCAUCUAAUCGUGGAGGUGUGAAGACAGGAGAAUGUGUUGGAAGAUCUUGUGUUUCCAGAAAAAGCAGAAAAGACAAAUUCGAGGCUCAAAGUAGAAGCAAGAUUCUUCACAAAGCCACAUCUUUUGAAAAGAGAAUCAAGGAAACUCAAGCGGGGAGUGGAAAUGGAGGAGUUGCCAGUGUUUCUCAUCAAAAGAAAUCUUUAUUAAGAAGAUUCGUUCUAGGAUCAAGAAAAUUAAUGGGUAGAUUUGUUACAUGUGGAAAGCUGGAAGAAUAGAAUUUGAAUACUAGUGUGACUAGGCCUAUUUAUAAUGCUUUAUUAAAAAUGUAUAAUAUUGGCAAUUAUGAAAAU
Molecule: messenger RNA, 690 nt
Organism: Lottia gigantea (owl limpet)
Lineage: Eukaryota; Metazoa; Mollusca; Gastropoda; Lottiidae
Exons: 4
Coding region: 1-615 (204 amino acids)
Source: RefSeq, a predicted model, not a curated record